Molecule: messenger RNA, 2425 nt
Organism: Pomacea canaliculata
Lineage: Eukaryota; Metazoa; Mollusca; Gastropoda; Architaenioglossa; Ampullariidae
Exons: 4
Coding region: 545-1204 (219 amino acids)
Source: RefSeq, a predicted model, not a curated record
UUUACUAAGCAACCACCAUGCAUCUUUUCCUCUCAAGGGGAGAACGAAUGAACGCAGUUUUCUGACACCAAAAUAUCAUAUUACCAAGCUAUCUGACAGUCGAUACUAUGUGCCCUCGUGUCCCAGGGUGUGUUGAAUAUAUCCCUGACCUAUGACUAGAUAUGAAUCAAGUCACGGAGUGAAUCAAGUCACGGGGGUGAGUGCAGUGUUGCAACUUUUUAUUACUGCCAAAGGAAUCGCCAGACUGUAAAAUUACAGGGCAGACAGCUGCACGACACAGCCUCGGCUGUGACUAAACAUUAGCUCAGCACAGUCACCCCCAUUUCUAGAGGCAGAGCACAGGGACAGAGGUCCCCCCAACGUCCUUGUCGUACGCAGCUGAGGAUAUUAAUACCUUUAAAAAACAACGAGAAGGUUUACCUAGAAAAGCAGGGGCACAGCACACUUCCUGUUUUCUAUGGAAGGAGUUUAAAACCUGCUUUUCUACUGGAUCACAUCCGUCUAAUCUUGUUUGUAGGUCUCAAACCUGGUACAGAUCCUCGCCAUGGGCAUCAUAAAAGGUUUCAGGGAGUCUUCAAUCCCUGUGAUUGUCGCCCUCGCUGUGCUACUACCCGCCAACAUCCUGAGUUGGGUCGCCUUCUCCACCACCUCGUGGGCCUACGUCAACAACACCAUGGUCAACUUCCAGGGCUACGGGCUGUGGCGGAUCUGCGCCACCUCAGGGUCCUGUUCGCUUCUCGAUGGCACUCGAAGUGAAUGGUACGCCGCCUUUCAGGCUUGUGGCGUCUUUGGUUUUAUGGGAAUCAAUGUCGCAAUGCUGCUGGUGAUUAUGUACAUGUUCGUGGAGUGGUGGGAGAAGGACGUGGAACUGAAAGUGGGAGCCAUUGCCAGUUGUUUCCUUGCAGUGGCCAGCUACAUAUCAGCAGUGGUGGUGUUCUCUCAGGAGAUCAGAGGCUGGCUCGCCACCUCCGCGGACUUGCUGCUGGGCUUCUCUCUGUGGCUGGCCGUGGCCGCCAUCAUACUGACUGCCAUCGCCGGAACUCUCCUGGCUGUUGAUCUCAUUCUGAACAUUCUGAACAUCCAAACGGUGACAAUCAGUAACAGCGGUAACAACAGCACCAUGACCGCCGCCAGCAGCAACAACUCUCAAGGCACCUCUUCAAAAGGAAAAACAAAGAGGAGAGUAACCCAGGGACCAGUCUAAGGGUGGACAAUUGUGACUUGAAAUAUUUUAAAAGGACACAGAAGUCAUGCACAUUCCUCAACAAUAUAAUAUCUUCGCGACAGGCAGGUCUACCAGUGAUAGUCUGUAGGACAUUUCUGUCAAAACCAGAAGUCUUCGAAAGUCAAAAAUUGAAAGGUUCUGAGGACUUAUUUGCUUAAGAAAUUUCUUUGCAAGUUUUUCUUUUUUUUUUCUUCUGCUAUAGCAGAAUAUUAUGUUGUUGAUGUUGUUCUGUUGUGCAAGGUUUUGUGUACGAGUGUGUUUGGUAGAUGAAGGGACUAGAGAGAAAUGUAUGGCACGUGCAUGUAGUAGACGUGAGUGCGUUUUCGCAUACGUGUGUCUGAGAGAGACAGAGAGAAAGAAGAGAGAGGGCGUUGAUCGAGUUCAUUUCUUCUUUGUAAAGCGCAGGGAGGAAUGAGUAAGCUACAUCAGCUUUACUAUUUACACAUUAUUAUUUCACAAAUACAUUUAUUUUUGAUACCUUUGUAAAUAUGGUCCUAAGUAUUCUUGUUUUUAUUAUGUUUAAAACUGUAAACAAAUCUUCAUCUUGAUAUUAAGGGUUAGGGUUAGGGUUAGUACCUGGGUACAGACUACCCAUGAGAUCUAAAUGAUAUUAAAAACACUUUUAAUAAUAUUACAGUAUAUAUUGCUCAAAAACAUCAACCCUUAUACUCACAAGAAAUUAUUUUAUGAAAAACUCAUAACUUUUGGCUUUUUUCUAUUAAAUAUACAUUCUAAAAGGAAAAAAAAAAUAAAAGGUAAACAAAAAAUUGUUAAGCAAGCUUUUAUUUGAAAUUACAAGGGGCCCGGAGAGGUCGUCCAUCCUGGGCCUGUGUUGGCGCUCGGCGGCCCUGGAUGACGUGAGAGAGAGAGAAUGAGAGUAAGAUUUUGUUAUUUUGUUAGAAGUUAUCAUACUGAUGUGAAGAUGAUGACAAUUGAUGGUAGUGUAUGAACAACUAGUGUUGGAAAAAAGUUUUUAAAGAAGAUGGAUAAAGUGACGUAUAUUUAUAUUAAAAAAAGAGAGGAAAUGAGACUUUAUUUUGCUGAUGGAAGGUAUGAUACUGAAAUAAUACUCUAAACACUUUACUUUUUAAUCGUGAGGCUGCUUGCCUCAGAGGGGUCCGAACCGGUGAUGUGCUAUUCUUGUCAUAGAAAGGGCUUAUAAAACAAGCAAAAUUGAUAUUAAAUCACAAAACCGUGUCA